Molecule: messenger RNA, 1305 nt
Organism: Octopus sinensis (East Asian common octopus)
Lineage: Eukaryota; Metazoa; Mollusca; Cephalopoda; Octopoda; Octopodidae
Product: UPF0462 protein C4orf33 homolog
Exons: 7
Coding region: 116-826 (236 amino acids)
Source: RefSeq, a predicted model, not a curated record
ACGAAGGAGGGCGCAAAUAUAUAAAGCUGUCUGGUUGUAGCGGACAUGUUUUAGUUAUUCAGUGAAGACAUCAGGACAUCUGCAAACACCGAAACCUGAUUUGUGGCCGCCCAAGAUGAAGCUCUUCGCGCUUGCCCUCCUGUUUUUCGUCGGUGCUACUUACAGUUUACCAACAAAGAAAUCUUCAACUUCUCAACAAAGGGGCCAAGUGAACAGACCAGAGGACCACAGACAUGAAUUUGAAAUCACUAAGCUAUGGGAUGGAACUCCCCUUAAAAAAGAAGACACAGUAAAGUUAUCUAUUGAGGGAAUUGACAGAUGGCUAAGACUCGAAGUUGAGGCUCCUUUCUACAAGGAUCCAGCUCCCCCAGGUGGAAAAUACGGAGAAGCAUGUCCUGAACUGUAUAACUAUGAAGUUGUUGAGGCCUUCUUUCUGAAUGACUCAAACCAGUACUUGGAAGUGGAGUUGGCACCACGUGGAGAACAUCUCUUGUUGAUGCUGAACGGACGCAGAAAUGCUGUUGUGCAACAACUUCCAAUGUACAACAUAGCAGAAAUCAAAGAUGGUUUUUGGAGAGGAAUAGCAUAUAUUGACAAUGAAUAUCUACCACGGAAUAUUACCAAAUUUAAUGCUUUUGCAAUCCAUGGAACCAAAGACUCUCGAACCUACAGUGCAUUGUUUCCAGCUUCGAAGGGAGAAUUUGACUUUCCAGAUUUCCAUCGUCUUCAGUUCUUCCAGAAAGUUUCUUUCGAUCACAUGCCACCUUUCAAUAAACCAGCCGAAAGAAAUUCAACGCUGUGGAGCAUGUUUACGCCAAGACAAUAAAAAAGGACAUCUUUCUGCCAGAAGAAUUUUGGGAAAAUAAAGCGAUUCCUUUAUUAACCUAAUUUGCUUAAUCAACGCACGAUUUUUAUUCGUUUCAAAAUUAACAAAUACUGAUGCGAUAUUAUUUUGGCCAAUAGCCGGGUGAUUUCGAAUUUAAUUUAAGAAAUAAAAUAUGAGUAUAUAGCCAUGUAGCACUGGAUAUAGAAUUUAACAAUGGGAUAAGAUCAUUUCUAACCGCCAUUUCUCUGGUUUCUGCCUCUUUUCUCCCUCCUUCUCACUAUCUCUUUCUCUCACUUUCUUUUGCUCUCUCUCUCUCUCUCUCUAUCUAUCUCUCUAUCUAUCCAUCUAUCUAUCUCUGUCUAUAUCUCUUUCUCUCGCUCGCUCAUCCCCUUUGCCAAUAAGACGCAGCCCUAGGAGUCCCAAAACGAUCAUGUAUACAUACACACGAGCAAGCACAUAUAAAUGCAAAACAAGGUGGG